UUUCUCCCUCUCCUGUGGAGCUAACACAGUCCGGCCGUUUGCAAGGGGGGAGGGUGGUCUCUACACGCAGGAGUACCUCAGCUGCGGGACAACAUACAAGGACAGAAAUCAUUGACCUCCUCCUGGCAUCAGGACCAGAAAUACUAACUUAAGUUUUUAUAUCAAUCUACAAUAGCUGAAAACACCUCUCCAAAAAAAAAAAUUUACCCUUGACACUAAUGGGCAAUUUUUGUAAAACAUGUUUUAAGAACUUUUGUUGACAUCUAUUUUCUACCUGUUGCACAGUUCUAUAUUGUUAUUCAGUGGGCACUAAUGGUAGCCUACAGAAGGUGUAGCUACAAAUGGUCCACCUUCUCCUUUAGCAACAAGAAACUUCGGGUCUUGGAAAGAAACAACAUAUUCAGAGAAAAUGGUAUACAAAGGAAAGCGACUAGUCUCCUGCCAUUGUUUUUUCUUAUUAACAGCCAAAUUCUACUGGAUACUCACUAUGAUGCAAAGAACUUGUGGCCAGGAAUAUGCUCACUCCAUUCGACUGGAUGGGGACAUCAUCUUGGGAGGACUGUUUCCUGUCCAUUCAAAAGGGGAUAGAGGGGUGCCUUGUGGAGAGCUGAAGAAGGAGAAGGGGAUUCACAGACUAGAGGCAAUGCUGUAUGCAAUAGACCAGAUCAAUAAGGACCCUGAUCUACUUGCCAAUAUCACUUUAGGUGUCCGGAUCCUUGAUACUUGUUCCAGGGACACUUAUGCUUUGGAGCAAUCCUUAACAUUUGUGCAAGCUUUGAUAGAAAAAGAUGGUUCAGAUGUAAAGUGUGCUAAUGGAGAUCCCCCUAUUUUCACUAAGCCUGAUAAGAUAUCAGGUGUAAUAGGUGCUGCUGCAAGUUCGGUGUCCAUCAUGGUUGCAAAUAUUUUAAGACUUUUUAAGAUACCUCAAAUCAGCUAUGCAUCCACAGCUCCAGAACUAAGUGAUAACACCAGGUAUGAUUUUUUUUCCCGAGUGGUUCCACCUGACUCAUAUCAAGCCCAGGCCAUGGUUGAUAUCAUGACAGCCCUUGGAUGGAACUAUGUGUUGACCCUGGCUUCAGAGGGAAACUAUGGAGAGAGUGGUGUAGAAGCAUUUACUCAGAUCUCAAGAGAAAUUGGAGGUGUUUGUAUUGCUCAGUCUUUAAAAAUUCCCCGUGAACCAAAACCAGGAGAGUUUGACAAGAUCAUCAAACGCUUGUUGGAAACUCCUAAUGCUCGAGCUGUAAUCAUGUUUGCAAAUGAGGAUGAUAUUAAGAGAAUAUUAGAGGCAGCCAAAAAAGCUAAUCAAACAGGACAUUUUCUUUGGAUUGGCUCAGAUAGUUGGGGGUCAAAAAUUUCACCUGUUUAUCAACAGGAAGAGAUUGCAGAAGGAGCAGUCACCAUUCUGCCCAAAAGAGCUUCUAUAGAUGGAUUUGAUCGAUAUUUUCGGAGCCGUACCCUUGCUAAUAACAGAAGAAAUGUAUGGUUUGCAGAAUUUUGGGAAGAGAAUUUUGGAUGCAAAUUAGGAUCACAUGGAAAAAGAAACAGUAAUAUCAAGAAAUGCACAGGCUUAGAAAGAAUUGCAAGAGAUUCAGCCUAUGAGCAAGAAGGAAAGGUGCAAUUCGUAAUUGAUGCUGUUUAUUCCAUGGCCUAUGCACUACACAACAUGCAUAAAGAAAUCUGUCCUGGAUAUAUUGGCCUGUGUCCAAGAAUGAGCACAAUUGAUGGGAAAGAGCUACUUAGUUAUAUCCGGGCUGUAAACUUUAAUGGGAGUGCUGGAACACCUGUUAUUUUCAAUGAAAAUGGAGAUGCUCCUGGGCGCUAUGAUAUUUUUCAAUAUCAAAUCAUCAACAAAAGUGCAGAAUACAAAGUGAUUGGUCAGUGGGCUAAUCAACUUCAUCUAAAUGUAGAAGACAUGCAGUGGGCCAAUAAAGAACACAUUCAUCCAGCAUCUCUCUGCAGCCUUCCCUGUAAACCUGGAGAAAGAAAGAAAACAGUAAAGGGAGUGUCGUGCUGUUGGCAUUGUGAGCGCUGUGAUGGGUACCAAUACCAAGUGGAUGAGUUUACCUGUGAACUGUGUCCUUUUAAUAAGAGACCAAAUGCCAACCGUACAGAUUGCCAGCUUAUUCCCAUAAUCAAACUGGAAUGGCAUUCUCCUUGGGCUAUUGUGCCUGUAUUCGUAGCUAUGCUUGGAAUUAUUGCAACCACCUUCGUAAUUGUGACUUUUGUCCGCUACAACGACACCCCCAUCGUCAGGGCCUCUGGACGUGAACUUAGCUAUGUGCUCUUGACUGGGAUUUUUCUCUGUUACUCUAUCACUUUUUUAAUGAUUGCAACUCCGGAUACCGUGGUAUGCUCGUUUCGACGGAUCUUUUUAGGACUUGGCAUGUGCUUCAGUUAUGCUGCCUUGCUCACCAAAACAAACAGAAUUCACAGAAUAUUUGAACAAGGUAAAAAAUCUGUCACUGCUCCAAAGUUUAUUAGCCCAGCUUCACAGCUGGUGAUCACCUUCAGCCUCAUAUCCAUGCAACUUAUUGGAGUCUUCAUCUGGUUUGCUAUUGAUCCACCACAUAUCAUAGUAGAUUAUGGAGAGCAGAGGACACUUGAUCCAGAAAAUGCCAGGGGAGUUCUCAAAUGUGACAUUUCUGAUCUUUCACUAAUUUGUUCCCUGGGAUACAGUAUUCUCUUGAUGGUCACAUGCACUGUUUAUGCUAUUAAAACAAGGGGGGUUCCAGAGACCUUCAAUGAAGCAAAACCCAUUGGAUUUACUAUGUACACCACCUGCAUAAUUUGGUUAGCUUUUAUUCCAAUCUUUUUUGGUACUGCACAGUCAGCAGAGAAGAUGUACAUCCAGACAACAACACUUACUGUCUCCAUGAGUUUAAGUGCUUCUGUGUCUCUGGGUAUGCUCUACAUGCCCAAGGUUUAUAUUAUCAUUUUUCAUCCAGAGCAGAAUGUUCAAAAACGGAAGAGGAGCUUCAAGGCUGUUGUGACAGCUGCCACAAUGCAAAGCAAACUGAUCCAAAAAGGAAAUGACAGACCAAAUGGCGAGGUCAAAACUGAACUCUGUGAAAGUCUUGAAACCAACACUUCCUCUAACAAGACGACUUAUGUGAGCUACAGCAAUCAUACAAACUGAACAGGGACAAGAAACACAAACGAAGACCUGCAGUAUGUGAACUUAAAAACAAUGACUUUACCAUCACCAAAAACUCAGUCUUGAAAAUAUCUGUAGACCACAGCUGAAUCAAUAGUCAGUCUUUUAAAGGAUAAGGAUUAACUAAGAGCUAAAAUCAGAAAGGGCAGGGGAGGAAAAAGCCUAAUUUUAUAAAAUACAGACCGAGUAUCAAACUUCUGAACUGUUCACUCACAAAAGGAAGUAAAUCACAAAAGGAAAACAAAUGUUAGCUUGUGAAAAAAUGCUGUUGAAAUAAACCAUGUCUGAUGUUAUAAUUGUAAGUACUUUUUUGUGAUUGUGAGAAUUUCCAUUCCUGUCCCACAUUGUUCAACUCGUACAACAAGAUGAGUUUGUUUCUUGUGAUGGCUGACUGAAUUGAAUCCCUGGGUUGUGCUAAAAUAAAUGCAAUGGU
Molecule: messenger RNA, 3587 nt
Organism: Alligator sinensis (Chinese alligator)
Lineage: Eukaryota; Metazoa; Chordata; Crocodylia; Alligatoridae
Gene: GRM8
Product: glutamate metabotropic receptor 8
Exons: 11
Coding region: 410-3136 (908 amino acids)
Biological process (GO): G protein-coupled glutamate receptor signaling pathway; regulation of synaptic transmission, glutamatergic
Cellular component (GO): membrane
Molecular function (GO): group III metabotropic glutamate receptor activity
Source: RefSeq, a predicted model, not a curated record